Arachis ipaensis is the source of this 2451-nucleotide messenger RNA. NCBI's taxonomy places the organism in Eukaryota, Viridiplantae, Streptophyta, Magnoliopsida, Fabales, Fabaceae. The record is from RefSeq and is a predicted model, not a curated record.
AUGGAUGUAAAUGUGACAGACGUGGCAAAUAUACUCGCAAACGAACAUCCGUUUGAGGAGCCAUCUUUCAUGCGAGUUUUGGAUUUGGAAACCAUGCAUGUCCCGGAGUUCCCGAAAUAUAUGAAUGCAGAAAUCAGGGGCACCGAUUUGAAGCUGCGAGGAAUCGGUCCCACCGAUUUGUGGGAGGGAGAGGUUGAUGGGUGUGAAAUCGGUGCCACCGAUUUGUGCAAGGUAGAGGCUAAAGGGUAUCCUUUAUCUGUAUUUGGUGGGUUUGUUCAAUUUCAGACCAAGUAUGUGAUGGACGAAGCGAGUAUGCAGGAAAUGUUUUCAGUGUACAUGGAAAAUCGCAACCGAAUGUCGUGCAUCGAGUUAUAUAUUGAGUUUGAGCAAUCUGAAGCGAACCGUAACAUUGAAUUGGAAGAUUAUAAUAGUGAAAGCAAAGAUGAAUUUGAAAGUAACUAUGAGAUCGUCGGUCCAGGUAAGGACGAAGAAGAAGCUGGCGGCGCCAUGAACGCAGAUGUGGCGGAAGUUGCAAAUGCACUAGCAAACCCGCAUCCGUUUCAGGAGCCUUCUUUCAUGCGGUCGUUGGAUUUGGAGGCUAUGCACGCACCGGAGUUUCUGCAAUAUAUGAAUCCAGCCCCUCCUAUUGUGGCGGAUGGUGAGUUCACAGUGGGGAUGGAAUUCAGUUCAAGGGAGGCAGUAAUCAAGGCAAUGAAAGAUUACACCAUCCGGAGAGGUGUGGACUAUUGGGUAUAUGAGUCGGAACUGACGACAUUCUAUGCAAAAUGUACAGAAUAUGGGAAUGGUUGUGACUGGUUGAUCAGGGUAACUAAAAUGCAAAAGAAGUACUGUUGGGAGAUAAGGAGGUACAAUGGAAGUAAUACUUGUACCAGGUCUACUAUUUCUCAAGACCAUUCGAAGCUGGAUUCCAAGACAAUUGCAGAAGCAAUAAAGCCGUUGGUAGAGGUUGACCCGUCUAUAAAGGUGAAAUCAGUAAUUGCUGAUAUCCAGUCAAAGUUUAACUACACCAUCAGUUAUCGCAAGGCUUGGUUAGCAAAGCAGCAAGCGGUCGAAUCAAUUUUCGGAAGUUGGGAAGCAUCGUAUGAAGCUUUGCCGAUAUGGUUUGAGGCCAUGUGCCACAAAGAGCCAUCAGCAGUAGUUCACUUUGAAACAAUGCCAGCUUACCAGGGGGAUGAUUUAGUUCCUGAUAUACGUGUUCUACAUAGAGUCUUCUGGAGUUAUUACCCCUGUAUAAGGGCCUUCAGACACUGCAAGCCAGUGGUGCAAGUGGACGGGACUCAUUUGUAUGGAAAAUACAAGGGUUGUUUAUUGGUUGCAGUCUCACAAGAUGGUAAUAACAACAUCGUGCCUAUUGCAUUUGCGAUAGUGGAGGGAGAGACUUCUGAUGCAUGGCACUUUUUUCUGAGCAACCUGCGUCAACAUGUGGUGACACGUGAUGGUGUUGGACUUAUCUCUGAUCGACAUGAUUCGAUUAGGUCAGCUAUUGAACGAAGUAAUGGGGCGUGGUCUCCUCCUAGAGCUUUCCAUAUGUUUUGUAUUCGGCAUAUUGAGUCCAACUUCUUGAGGAAGUUCAAGGCACCUUACCUGCAGAAGCUUAUCGUCAACAUUGGAUACUCGAGGACGACCAGGGAGUACCAGAUGCACUAUGAACGAUUAAAGGAACGGGGUGAGGCUUACACCAACUGGCUUGAUCGUAUCCCUCGUGAGCAGUAUGCUUUGGCAUUUGAUGGUGGUUACCGAUGGGGUCAUAUGACCACCAAUCUUGUGGAAUGUAUCAACUCCGUCUUAAAGGGUGCACGCAAUCUCCCAGUCACUGCACUUGUUAAGGCUACAUUUUACAGACUGAAUGAGUUGUUCACUAGAAAAAGAGCCGAGGCUGAAGCCCGAAUCAAUGCUGGACUUGUGUUCUCUGAGAAGGCUACAACCAAGCUGCAUGCAAAUCAACGAGCAGCAGGUAACAUACAGGUUAGCUGUUUUGAUAGAGAAAAUGAAGUCUUCGAAGUACGCGAGAUGCCUAGUGGGAUUGAGUAUGCAGUUGACCUGCGCCACCAUCGGUGUGACUGUGGUGAAUUCCAGGUUGAUCGAAUUCCGUGUCGACACGUGCUUGCGUGUUGUGCAAAUCAGAGGUUGGAUUGGCAAGUGUACGUUAAUGACGUUUACAAGAUGGACCAAGUUCGCCGAGUAUACAGGGCUAGGUUUCGACCACUGAGAAAUCCGGCAACGUGGCCUGCUUAUCAUGGACCUAGAUUCGUUGAAAACCCGUUCCUCAGAUGGGUAGCCAAAGGCCGGCCAAAGAUGACCCGCUUCUUGAAUGAGAUGGACACUCGUAUGUUGCGUCGCCCGAGGCAAUGCAAGCAAUGUGGUGCGGAGGGCCACAGCCGCAGUAGAUGUCGUCAAACUGGUGGACCGAGUGCAGGUCCAACCGAAUAG